Guyanagaster necrorhizus is the source of this 1916-nucleotide messenger RNA. Its product is annotated as ankyrin. The transcript has 7 exons. Gene Ontology annotation, molecular function: RNA binding; protein binding; RNA nuclease activity. The coding region runs from base 78 to 1637 and encodes 519 amino acids. Gene Ontology annotation, biological process: RNA processing. NCBI's taxonomy places the organism in Eukaryota, Fungi, Basidiomycota, Agaricomycetes, Agaricales, Physalacriaceae. The record is from RefSeq and is a predicted model, not a curated record.
CACUUUCAAAUUAGGUCACCCACUCUUUUAAUUGUGCUCGUCAGCUGCGAAUCCCGUUCUGUUCUUUACCACCUCCCAUGGCUGAAAAGGACACCACCGCCCGUUUGCGCCGUGCCGUCAAGGAGAACAACCUUUUUCUGGUGAAAAGGCUCAUUGAACGGACCGACAUACGCAACAUUGACCCAGGACCACGUCGAUAUACGUCGCUAGCCUGGGCAGCAGUGUUGGGCCACGAGGAAACCUUCGAGUUCCUACUCUCCGAGGGCCACGAUGACUACGAGUUCAGUCGGGACUCGGAAAACAACACAAUUCUCAUGUUGCUGGCAGACCAAAAGCCCCCUUCCGCCACGUCGUACCAUUCCAUACCAAGCAAUGAUACUCUCCGGGCUACUUUGCGGAUGGCACGACUCUACUACGAUCGCUACCCCCAAGUCCUGGAUUGGUCAAAUAGCCUCGGCAAAACCGCUCUUCAUAUAGCCGCUCUUAGAGGAAAUGAGGAGCUCGUCAGGAUGUUAUGUGAUCUUAAUGCCGAUGUUGACCUGCCGGAUAACAAGGGAAACGCACCGCUGCAUUCGGCUAGCUCAUGGGGCCAUAUCACUGUUGUGCAACUUUUAAUAGAACGAGGGUGCUCAUAUACCGCUCGCAACAAUGACGGGUUCACCGCGUCUGACUAUGCGUACUCAUACAGUACUCAGGAGACGCUGCAAGAUACCGUUCGGCUUCAGUUUGAAAACAACAAAAAGUCGCGACGUGCUAUAUUUGCGCAGAACGCUGCCAGGAACAACGAAUGGGGUGGAGCUGGGUCAUCGAUCUCGAACUCUACCCAAAAUAUCCGCUCAGCCACACCAAGGAUGCGCAGUGGAUCGGGGACCAGCAGGACGACGGUCACGUCGGACAGCGGAGAGUUGGAAAGCAACGGUUUAACUCCGGCUCCACUUAGCCAAUCGUCGUUGUCCGCUUCUUCGUCGCCCUCACAACCGUCUGGAGGCUCAAGUACGCCCUACCACACCCCGCAGCACACAAAUGGCACCAUGUCAGCCCUAUCGCCGUUCGCCACGCGAGUACGGAAAAAGGAUGCCGACGCAAUGGAGAAAUACAUGAAAAGAAAUCGGAGUGGAAGCCAAGGCACAUCCUCAACAGAUAACAGGUCACAGAACGGGUCUUCAUCAGCAGGCCCUUCAGUGCAUGAGGACGAUGUUUCCACUAAUCUCCCUCCAAGUGGGUCAACAACACCACGACGACUGAGGCCAUCCAUGUCUGCGUCUCAGUUACUCUCAAAACCUCCGUCCCUAUCACAUUCCACACAGCCAGAGAACCGAAUACGGGCUGGCACCAAUCCUACAUCUUCCCGUCCUUCGAUAUUUCCUCGGCCUUUGCUUUCGCGAUCAUCGUCAAUAUCCAACUCUACCCGUCCCCUAGCGUCGGUCAGCGAUGACCUCUUUGAGGAGCCUGAGAAUUAUACCGGGCCUCCGAGCCAAUACGCUCAGUUUCCGGAACCACCCCUUACUCCCGAAGACAGCAACACUCCAAUAGCCGGACGAAGAAUGGCUUUUCACCCUUUAGUCAAGCCUCUAUAUGGUAUUGACUCGCUUACGAGUCACAGGAGGGGCCUAUCCACGUCCUCGUUUCGCUCAUAGUCCCCACUGGCGCACUAGUCCAUGAUGUAUAUCGGCCACCCUGUACUACUAGAUAUGUAUGAUUUAUUAUAGCCGUUCCCUCUUGCUCUACCUUGCUCUGUUGUUUUCCGUCGUUGACUGGACUCCUUGCAAUACGUGCCAUAUGUAUUGUUACAAUAUUCUGUAUGAACUCUAGUAUCACUUCGUCUGGAGUCUCUUUAAGCUUAUUUGCUUAUUAUCCUACGUACAUAGACAGUCUAACAUUACUACUAUAAUGAGACAUGAUUGACUGGUGUCGCC